This is a messenger RNA of Phasianus colchicus (ring-necked pheasant), 4491 nucleotides long. It is a transcript of the gene LRATD1, whose product is annotated as LRAT domain containing 1. NCBI's taxonomy places the organism in Eukaryota, Metazoa, Chordata, Aves, Galliformes, Phasianidae. Gene Ontology annotation, biological process: cell motility; cell morphogenesis. The record is from RefSeq and is a predicted model, not a curated record.
GGGGCGGCGCGGGCGGAGGAGCCGGGCGCGCUGUGGGGAGGACGGAGCUCACCUCCUCUGCGGCGCCCAUGGGGACAGGACGACUUUAAAGGAGUUUGGGGGGGGUUCUGACGACCCGCUGGGUGACUACGGAUCCGGCGAUUCCUGCCCUCGCCUCGCCCUGUCAUUGAUGGGAAAUCAACUGGAUCGCAUCACCCACCUGAAUUACAGUGAGCUGCCUACCGGGGACCCCUCGGGGAUCGAGAAGGACGAGCUGCGCGUCGGGGUGGCUUACUUCUUUUCGGAUGAAGAGGAGGACCUGGACGAGCGAGGCCAGCCAGAGAAGUACAGCGUGAAGGGCUCCGGCAGCCCUGGCCAGGAGACGCCCACCCACCACCUCCACCACCAGCUCGUGCUGAACGAGACCCAAUUCUCCGCUUUCCGCGGCCAGGAAUGCAUCUUCUCCAAGGUCAGCAGCGGCCCCCAGGCUGGGGACCUGAGCGUCUACUCGGUGUCAGCGCUGCCUGCCCUCUGCAAGCCGGGGGACCUGCUGGAGCUACUCUACCUGGGGCCGUCGGAGCAGCCGCCGCCGCAUUGGGCGGUGUACGUGGGCAGCGGGCAGAUCAUCCACCUGCACCAGGGGCAGAUCCGCCAGGACAGCUUGUACGAGGCAGCCGCGGGCAACGUGGGCCGGGUGGUGAAUAGCUGGUAUCGCUUCCGCCCACUGGUGGCUGAGCUGGUGGUGCAAAACGCCUGCGGGCACCUGGGCUUAAAAAGCGACGAGAUCUGCUGGACUAACUCCGAGAGCUUCGCCGCCUGGUGCCGCUUCGGGAAACGGGAGUUCAAAGCCGGGGGGGAGCUGCAGGCUGCUGCCGGCACCCAGCAGCAGUACUAUCUCAAGAUCCACUUGGCGGAGAACAAGGUGCACACGGUGAGGUUCCACAGCCUGGAGGAUCUAAUACGCGAGAAGCGCAGAAUCGAUGCCAGUGGCAAACUGAGAGUGAUCAAAGACCUGGCUAUAGUGGAUGGGAAAGAAUAGUGCGCAGCGGGGGUACAUGGCUUUCUUUCUUCUGCCCUGCUGGGGAGCCCAGCCUGCCACAGGGGCAGCCGGCUGCACCCUCUUUCCAUGGGACGCGACUGAAAGCAGGAUCCAUGGCAACAUUCCAAACAAACAGCGUUCUUUACACCCAUAGCCAGUAUUUUGUUUGGCUUUCAAUAGUGUUAAUGCUGAAAGAGCGCGUGAGAGAGGAAGAAAAGGGGGGAGGUGCACGAAUGCUGUUCUCUCAGUGUGUGGACAAAGUCUCUCCUGUUGAUCGAUGUUGACCAUUCUAGCAACACGCUAAUAAAAUUUCAAAUUGAAAUUUUUUUUUUAAAUUUUUAUUUCAUGGCUUUAAUCCAUGACAAAUUUUAAAUACUGGGGGCCAUGGAUGUGGAUUUAGCUAAAUGAGUUCUUAGCUAACAUUUGCCUUGCAGCCAACCAAAAGCAUCCAUCGUACUUUGCUAGUUGGAAGGGGUUGCAGGUGGGGGAGUUGUAAAUGCUUGUUUGCUUUGUUUCUCAACACUGUUGCUUCAGCCCAUAGCUGCAACCCAAAUUUUGUCCCAGCCAACUUUAGUGAGACAGCAGGGGAAAAUGCUUUCACAUUUCUGGUUGAAGCUGAUCACAUUUAAAGUAAUGUCUUUGCUUUCUGUCUGCAGCUCUCUGCUAAAUGUUAUCAUAAUUUAUAAGCUGUUUCCACCACUCUUUUAUUUUUUUAUUUUUUGUGAAAAAGUUGGUGAGCGGCUGUUUCUUUGAAACUAAAUUUGCUGGUUGAAGGUGUAUUUUGGAGAACAGUGUACUCAGUGUUGGUCCUUGGAGAUCCAGCCUCUAGACUCUUAUGCUUGGGCUGUGGGUUUGUGUCGCUGUAGUGACUCUCAUUGCAACACUGCAUCACUACCUCUUCAUGCACAAAUCAACAGAAUCCUGCAAGAAACAAAUAGGUUUGAAUUCUGCAUGUUGUCUUUUUAAACAGCAAUUUAUUACAAUAUUUACAAUUCCACUUGAAGUAUAUGUAAUGUGGCCAAGUUCAUUUUGCAUUUCAAAUUCUAAGCAACUAAGAAUCCCAUUCAGUCUUAAGUUUAAGAAUCCACAGCUGCAUUUAAGAUGCCUUUUAAUGUGAUGUGGGUAAUGCUUUGUCUGUAUUUCAGAUCCAAUUCACUCAUUGCUUAACUGGCAGUUUUGAAGUGAAAGAUCAAAAUAUUAAAUAUACAUAAAAUCUAAAAAAUUAUACUGGGGUAUUUCUAAAUCUGUAUUCUAUUUUUAUUACUCUGAGCUGCGUACAACUUGUAAUAAGUGAUUUGUCUUUGCAUGUUUCAGUACUGGAAAGAAAAUGCAUUUGUUUUUGUCCCCUCUUCACAUAUCAAUGUCAGAUAACAGAAUAGAAGUAACACCCCUGUUCUGUAUGUACAAUACACUCCACCCCCUAUCAAUGUACUGUAUCCUGGCUCCUUUUUGUAUUAAACAAUGUAAUUAGCAACCUUGAUGCAACAGUAACUUCAUUUCUACAAAGGGUUUGCCUCCCAUACCUGAAGCUGUGAGGGUGGAGUGUAGUUCACUAUAAGUAUCAGCAUAAAUAUGUUUUUUAAAAAAAUAAAUACACUCCUUUAGUGAAGGUCAUCAAACAGGCUUUGCAUACUGAUACACUACAUAUAGCAUAGUUAUGCCCUAAUAGGCAGCAUUACUUUUAUUUUCCUUCUCACCUUAAAGUACUGUUAGUACAAUAUGGGAUGUUUUGGGUUUUUUUAGUGAAUUGCCCUACCUUUUAUUAAAUAUGUAUUAUGUUAGUAUUAGAUGGGUGAUAAUGUCUGGUAAUGAUAGCUUUUUUUCCAUAGGAUUAACGAUCUUCUAUUUGUGUAUUUAUAUUGCAUUACAUCUCCCAGGCUGUUCCAGUUGCUGAGUACCUCAUAGCACUUGGGGGGAGCUCUGUGAGAUUGCAGAAAGAUACUGAUGUUGCAGCCAAAGCACUUAAGGAAAGAAUGGAACAUAAAUAGUAGGAUAAGGAAGAGUGGGCAAAAGUAAUUUAAUUCUUCCUUGUAAGAUAUGUUGGAGAACUAGGGUAGGAAGAGAUGGGAGAGGGAGUAAUUGGCAAGGUGUCUACAAAGACAGAAAGAAUAGAGUCAUGUAAAGUUUGAAUUCUGAAAUACUUUUUCUUCAAAUUGUUCACAAAUGAAUAAGAUAGGGUUAGACAGAGGAUCAUUGCAAGAAUAGCAUUGCAGUUCCUCACUAGUGCAAAUUUAAAGCACAGUGACUUUAAACAUUUCACUGUGCCUUGCAAAUACUCCAUCUCUCUAUCUAAACAGCCUUUUUAACUGUUUGUUGUGGGUUUUUUUGAUUUAUUUAUUUUAAUGACUAACUAACCUGGUUCAUGAACAUGUCAGUUUUCCUUAGUUGGCCUUGCUAGAUGUGUGUUUAUUCAAGCUCUUUGGCAUUUCUCCAGAUUUGUACAGACAAGGAUAACAAGAAAAUUAGGGCCUCUGUCCGUUGCAUGAGGUCUGGAAGAAUGUAUUGGAAAUAUUCAUAAAUGGCAUUGAUCUGAGAUUACUGCUGCAACUGUUUUUAAGUGGCAGUCUGCUUUUAGCAACAGAGAUAUCCACAUGGAUCAUUUUACUUUCACUGGACUUUAGUUUGUUUCUGAAGCAAUCUGGUUCUAAUUCGUACUCCACUGAAAUUAAUAGAAAGGUUCUCACUGACUUUGGUGAGCUUUGGGUCAGGCUGUGUUGAUUACGAGGUGGUUAAUAUUUGUGGACCUUGAAGAGAAGUGAGGUUUAAAAUGGCAUUGAGGAGGACAGAAGGGCCACCUUUCUGAGGUCAGAGACAGGCAAUAUUGUGGAAAUAGGCAAGAAAACAGGCUAGUUCUCAAACGGGCAGUGUUAAUGUGAAGAAGCAGUAGGAAAAGAGUGAAAAGUGAAUAGAAAUGGUUGUUCGGUGCCUUGAAACAAGAAGGGAAAGGCUGGGGAGCAGUUAGAUGCAAGUGAGGCAAUUAUGCUUAUGACUGACAGGUAGAAAAGUAAUUGAUUAUACUCAUCUUUCAGGAUCAGUGACCUGACUGAGUUAACAUUUCCAUUUCCAUCAGCAAAGAUAUUGACAAAAUAUGUUAUAUCCAUGGAAUCUGUUUACAUUCUUCAGUCUAUCAUUCUAGGGUAAAUAUUUAUAUCUAAGCAAUUCAUUGCCAUUGAAGUACUGUCUUGUAAUGUGACUGCAGGUUUAGGUUACUUGAAAAUCCUGCAUUUGUGCCACGUUUCCAGUUUUGUUAGCUAUUUGAGGAGCUGCUUUAUUGAAACUGUUUUGCUUGGAUACUAUAUUCCGUGUCAUUUCCAAAUGCAAUCUUUUGAAUUGCUUUGAGGCUAACAUUUUAUUAAAAAAUUGUUUCAUGUUCUCUUGAAGCAUAGAGAGCCUUUGUGAAAUGUUUUACUGGCAUGACUGAAUUGUUUGCUGGUUAUUGGCUGGGCAUGUAGGUAUAGUAGUAUGGGAAUGGA